AUGGCGGCGCCCAGAAAUGGAUUUCAUGGCUCCAGUGUGUACCACAGGCGGAGAUGGGGAAACGUCCUCGCUGUCCUAGACCUGAGUGCUCCAGAUGGACAAGGAGGUCGAUACGUUCCUCCACAUUUACGGAACAAAGACGUGUCCAAGAACGUGGGAAACGCCUUCGCCGCCGGACGCCAGGCGGCGUACGCCAUCGCGCCGGCAGCUAACUACGGUUGGGAUGCGGGCCGCAACAACUUCGUCAACGGUUACCACGACAACCGCUUGGCCGGCAACACCUUCAACCGCGGUCCGCCUCGCAUGGAGCGGGGCCGUGGGGGCGUCGGCGGAGGUGGUUACCGUGGCAACAGGGGCGGCGCCUUCAACCCCAUCAACCCAGCACAGCCCCUUGGCUUCGACACGGGCGGCUGGAACGCCGCCAAGGACGCCUACAGCAGCUUCGGCAACAACCGAGGGAAGUCGGCCUUCUUCAGCAGCAGAGACAACGCCAACAGAGGACGGUUCGACCACGGCGGGUUCGCUGGCACCGGCGGGGGAAACAGCCGCUGGGUGGAGGAAUCCAGGGACGACGGAGACUGGUCCAAACCGCUGCCGCGCAACGAACGCCUUGAACACGAGCUGUUCUCCGGCAGCAACACCGGGAUCAACUUUGAGAAAUACGACGACAUUCCUGUCGAAGCUACGGGACAGAACUCUCCUCACCACAUCGAGAGCUUCCAAGACGUGGACAUGGGAGAGAUUAUCAUGGGCAACAUCGCUCUGAGUCGCUACACCCGACCAACCCCGGUCCAGAAAUACGCCAUUCCUAUCGUGAAGUCCAAGAGGGACCUCAUGGCCUGCGCCCAGACCGGCUCCGGAAAGACAGCGGCCUUCCUACUUCCGAUCCUCAGCCAGAUCUACACCGACGGACCAGGAGAAGCUCUCAACGCGACCAAAGCCUCUGGACAGGAGAACGGGAAGUACGGGCGCCGUAAGCAGUACCCCAUCGCCCUGGUUCUGGCUCCGACCAGAGAACUGGCUCUGCAGAUCUACGACGAAGCCAGGAAGUUUUCGUACCGCUCCAGAGUGCGUCCCUGCGUCGUAUACGGAGGCGCCGACAUCGGGCAGCAGAUCAGAGACCUGGAGAGGGGCUGCCACCUGCUGGUGGCCACGCCCGGAAGACUGGUGGACAUGAUGGAGAGAGGCAAGAUCGGACUGGACUACUGCAAGUACCUGGUCCUGGAUGAGGCAGAUCGCAUGUUGGACAUGGGCUUCGAACCGCAGAUCAGACGCAUCGUGGAGCAGGACACCAUGCCUCACAAAGGCAUCAGGCAGACCUUGAUGUUCAGCGCUACGUUCCCUAAAGAGAUCCAGAUCUUGGCGAGGGAUUUCCUGGAGGAUUACAUCUUCCUGGCCGUAGGCAGGGUGGGCUCCACCUCCGAGAACAUCACUCAGAAAGUGGUUUGGGUCGAAGAGAGCGACAAGAGGUCUUUCCUCCUGGACCUGCUGAGCGCCACAGUUAUCCCCAACGAGGUACAGGACAGUACUGGAGACAACCUAGAGAAACCCGGGAAGGACUCUCUGACCCUGGUUUUCGUGGAAACCAAGAAAGGCGCUGACGCUUUGGAGGACUUCCUGUACCGAGAGGGCUACGCCUGCACCAGCAUCCAUGGAGACCGUUCCCAGAGAGACCGAGAGGAGGCCCUGAGCCAGUUCAGAUCAGGAAAAUGCCCCAUCCUAGUCGCUACAGCGGUCGCGGCACGUGGUUUGGACAUCUCCAACGUGAAACACGUCAUCAACUUCGACCUGCCCAGCGACAUCGAGGAGUAUGUCCAUCGUAUUGGACGUACGGGACGAGUUGGGAACCUGGGGCUGGCAACGUCGUUCUUCAACGAUAAAAACGGGAACAUCACUAAAGAUCUGCUGGACAUCCUGGUUGAAGCGAAACAGGAAGUUCCCUCGUGGCUGGAGAGCCUGGCGUACGAACACCAGCACAAGAGCAGCAGCAGAGGACGCUCCAAGAGGUUCUCCGGUGGUUUUGGAGCACGCGAUUACCGUCAGACCGCCGCCGGAGGAAACGCAGGAGGGUUCGGGGGUCGCGGCGGACGCAACCAGACGGGACACGGAGGAAACCGUGGCUUCGGAGGAGGUGGUUUCGGCAACUUUUACACAAGCGACGGCUACGGUGGCAACUACUCGCACUCUCAAGUUGACUGGUGGGGCAACUAGGUGUCUCCGUUCAUCUUUCUUCCCCCUCCUGUCAUCCCUACCAUCUGUCCAUCGUCCCCUGGAACCCACGUGCAUGUUAUUAAACUAUUUAUACUCAUUUCUAUGUCCCUCCUGUCCAACUGCUCACGCCUUUUUAUUAGCUUUAGACUUUCCUCGUGCUUUCCUCCUCCUUCACGUUUCUUUAUCUCAUCUUAGGCCACUUUUACGGAGGGGGGGCUCUUUAAUUUCACCUGGUUACGUCCCAGCGUCCAGCUAGAAGCAGGUCCUUUCCACGUUUUCCCAGGAAAAAACAAAAAAAUCAAGGUUUGCUCGAAGCCCGUCAAGUAGAGCGUGUUCAGAUUCCUGUUAAAAGAGCCCCCCCCCUUCAUUGAACAUGUGUUUUGUCUGAUCGAUCCACACGCAGCCGACCUCCCCGUGUAACGCCACAUCUGUGUAUCCACGCACGGCCAUCUUGUAAAUGAACGGCCAGGAACUUUUCUAAAAACUGACGUCGAAGCAGAAAUUCAAGCGUUGGAACUCGCCGACGUCUCCUUUUUAUUUAUUUGAUCGAUUACACGACGGAGGGCCAUCUGUUGUUUUCACCCUUUUUAAACGGUUUAAGUUUCUGACGGAGAAAACACACGAGGGGCUGGACGGAGCGACCCCGCCUGUGGAGCUAACGAGCCGUUGAAGGACUUCACCUUUCAUUACGAAGUCGUUUCUGUACUGUGCCUUUAAGAAUCUGAACUUUGUCACUUGUUUUUUUUUUAUAUCACUAUAAUGCAUAGCUGGCUACAAGUACAGGCCAUGGGGUACCAAACGAUGUAUAUUUGAAGUCAUUUGUGGGUUUUGAACUUGUUUUUCUUUGAUCCCAUUUUGAAGGAAACAAACUAGGAUUGAGCUAAAUCAAACCUUGGCAAAAUCAAAAACUUAAAAAAAAAAUACUGAUGAGGAAACUAAGCGACUCCUCAUUCCUACGAGUUAAAAUUCAUCAGACUAGAUGAGCGAGUUCCUUGAAGCAUGAAACCACUGCAAACGCACAU
This is a messenger RNA of Nematolebias whitei (Rio pearlfish), 3233 nucleotides long. RefSeq names its product ATP-dependent RNA helicase DDX3X. The record is from RefSeq and is a predicted model, not a curated record. The transcript has 20 exons. Gene Ontology annotation, biological process: gamete generation; cell differentiation. Gene Ontology annotation, molecular function: RNA helicase activity; ATP binding; RNA binding. Bases 1 to 2211 code for a protein of 736 amino acids. NCBI's taxonomy places the organism in Eukaryota, Metazoa, Chordata, Actinopteri, Cyprinodontiformes, Rivulidae. Gene Ontology annotation, cellular component: P granule; nucleus.